GUUUGAUGUCCUUCAUGCUAAUAUGACAUCACAUGACAUGCAUAAGCUAUAAGGAAGGGAGUUGUCCUUCACUCCAUGGAACAGAACUACAGGAAUGAAAGUGUAAAGCGAGAAGGACACAGGUAUCUUGCCCAUCACUUGGAGCCCACACAAGCGUCUGAGGACAGCAGAGGAGGACAAGCAAAAAUGAAGGUGGAGAUGUGGAAGGUGCACGCCACGCUACAGUCGGCGCUGGAUGGCAACGUGGCCAUUUCCACACCUCCAAAUGUGGACAUUCAGCAAUUGUUGGAAAACUUGCCGCCAGACCAGCGGGAACGACUGGAGGAGUACUACUGUGAAAAGGAAAGGGCCAUAUUCCUCGAACGUCAAGGUACCGCAAAGGCCCUUCAGGAUGCCGCAAAGGCCCUUCAGGAUGCCGGAAAGGCCCGGCGGGAUGCCGAAAAGGCCCGUCGGGAUGCCGGAAAGGCCCUUCAGGAUGCCGGAAAGGCCCUUCAGGAUGCCGGAAAGGCGCGAGAAGAGCUUGCCCAGAACCAAUUGAAGUCCCUGAACACAAUCCAAGCCCUUCAAGUUGAGAACAGAGCUCUCAAGAGAAGAGUCGCCCGCGAUGUCGGUGAAGGGAUCGUGGCCCCCGAUGUCGGCGAAGGGAUCGUGGCCCCCGAUGUCGGCGAAGGGAUCGUGGCCCCCGAUGUCGGCGAAGGGAUCGUGGCCCGCGAUGUCGGCGAAGGGAUCGUGGCCCGCGAUGUCGGCGAAGGGAUCGUGGCCCGCGAUGUCGGCGAAGGGAUCGUGGCCCGCGAUGUCGGCGAAGGGAUCGUGGCCCGCGAUGUCGGCGAAGGGAUCGUGGCCCGCGAUGUCGGCGAAGGGAUCGUGGCCCGCGAUGUCGGCGAAGGGAUCGUGGCCCGCGAUGUCGGCGAAGGGAUCGUGGCCCGCGAUGUCGGCGAAGGGAUCGUGGCCCGCGAUGUCGGCGAAGGGAUCGUGGCCCGCGAUGUCGGCGAAGGGAUCGUGGCCCGCGAUGUCGGCGAAGGGAUCGUGGCCCGCGAUGUCGGCGAAGGGAUCGUGGCCCGCGAUGUCGGCGAAGGGAUCGUGGCCCGCGAUGGCGGCGAAGGGAUCGUGGCCCGCGAUGGCGGCGAAGGGAUCGUGGCCCGCGAUGGCGGCGAAGGGAUCGUGGCCCGCGAUGUUGGCGGCGAAGGGAUCGUGGCCCGCGAUGUUGGCGGCGAAGGGAUCGUGGCCCGCGAUGGCGGCGAAGGGAUCGUGGCCCGCGAUGUUGGCGGCGAAGGGAUCGUGGCCCGCGAUGGCGGCGAAGGGAUCGUGGCCCGCGAUGUCGGUGAAGGGAUCGUGGCCCCCGAUGUCGGUGAAGGGAUCGUGGCCCGCGAUGUCGGCGAAGGGAUCGUGGCCCGCGAUGGCGGCGAAGGGAUCGUGGCCCGCGAUGGCGGCGAAGGGAUCGUGGCCCGCGAUGGCGGCGAAGGGAUCGUGGCCCGCGAUGGCGGUGAAGGGAUCGUGGCCCCCGAUGUCGGUGAAGGGAUCGUGGCCCGUGAUGUCGGUGAAGGGAUCGUGGCCCGUGAUGGCGGUGAAGGGAUCGUGGCCCGUGAUGGCGGUGAAGGGAUCGUAGAGGAUCCCGGUGAUGAGGCACCGGCGGCCAAAAGGGCCAGACGAAGCCCCUCCAUAUAAGGCGGUACCAUGGGCUCAGCGCUGCGGAGUGGUACCAUGUGGCACCAUGUGGUACCAUGGGUUGAGUGCUGCUGCUGUCCCACUUCAAUAAAAAAUUGAUUGACAAA
Nerophis lumbriciformis (worm pipefish) is the source of this 1772-nucleotide messenger RNA. RefSeq lists its product as uncharacterized. NCBI's taxonomy places the organism in Eukaryota, Metazoa, Chordata, Actinopteri, Syngnathiformes, Syngnathidae. The record is from RefSeq and is a predicted model, not a curated record.